UGACCUGAUAUAGAAAAGGUCAGAAUAUUAUCGGUGGCACCGAGAAUAGAUUUGUUCUGUGUUAAAUGUCAUGAAAAAUGUAUUGGCAAUGCUCGGGAAAAAGAGGAAACGGAAUGUAGGAAAUAUUAUAUGGUCCAAAAAUGUUAAAGACAACACAACGGCAUCUGGGAUCAGUCAACCCAGUGUAUACCAUGCCUUGGUUGUUAUAUUUCUGGAGUUCUUUGCCUGGGGACUAGUGACUAGUCCUAUUAUUAAUGUUUUAAAUGACACGUUUCCCAAACAUACAUUCCUGAUGAAUGGUCUUAUUCAAGGUGUUAAGGGUAUGCUGUCCUUUCUUAGUGCACCAUUAAUAGGAGCAUUAUCAGAUGUAUGGGGACGAAAACCAUUCUUGUUGUUAACGGUAACAUUUACCUGUGCACCAAUACCACUGAUGAGAAUUAGUCCUUGGUGGUAUUUUGCUAUGAUAUCUAUAUCUGGUAUAUUCUCAGUGACAUUUAGUGUAGUAUUUGCCUAUGUAGCUGAUGUAACAACAGAAGAAGAAAGAAGUGCUGCCUAUGGAUUGGUAUCUGCUACAUUUGCUGCUAGUUUAGUUACAAGUCCUGCAAUAGGUGCCUAUUUACAGCAUGUUUAUAGUGAGAAUUUAGUCAUAUGGCUGGCAUCUGCUGUAGCUGUUUUAGAUAUAAUAUUUGUAAUGGUAGCGUGUCCUGAGUCUCUUCCUGAAAAGAUUCGACCAGCCAGUUGGGGAUCUCAGAUUUCUUGGGAUAAGGCAGAUCCUUUUGGAUCAUUAAAGAAAAUAGGUCAAGAUAAUCUUAUAUUGUUACUAUGUAUAGCUGUCUUUCUGUCAUAUUUACCUGAAGCUGGAGAAUAUUCCUGUUUCUUUGUUUAUCUUAGAUUGGUCAUGGGAUUUUCAGCAGAAGAAGUGGCAUCAUUUAUAGCAGUUGUAGGAGUUUUAUCUGUAUUGGCUCAGACCUUAAUCCUUGCUUUAUUAAUGAAAUAUCUUGGCCAUAAACAAGCUAUUAUAUUUGGUCUAGUAUUUGAGAUGAUACAGCUAACUUGUUAUGGCUUUGGAUCAGAGCCUUGGAUAAUGUGGACAGCUGGAACAGUAGCUGCUAUGUCUAGCUUGACUUAUCCAGCAAUUAGUGCUUUUGUUUCUGCCCAUGCUAGUGCCGACAAGCAAGGAGUUGCCCAGGGUGUGAUUACUGGAAUAAGAGGACUAUGUAAUGGUUUAGGUCCAGCAUUUUUUGGUUUUAUUUUCUACCUCUUCCAUGUAAAUUUAAGUGGAGAUCCUGAUAAAAUUAAGGAUCAUACACAUACAGCACAAACAUCAAACACAAGCCAUAUAGGAGGUGUCAUGAAAACUAGAAUGCAGAUGCUGGUUCCUGGUCCACCAUUUGCAUUUGGCGCUGUUCUAGUGAUUUUAGCACUUAUUGUAGCUGUUUUUAUUCCAGAAAAUCCACAUUCAUCUAUAGGUAUAAAAGCAGCUAGUAAGAAAGUUCUAUCUUUAUCCUCACAGAAAGAUACUGGCAAUAAAAAACAUGAAGAGGAACCAUUAAUGCUUGAUGAAGAAACCCCAGAGUUAUAGCAUCCUGCUUAUUGUUGAUAUUAUUAUCUUGUUGUUAAAUCAUAUUAUUAUUAUCAUUAUUAUACCACCCUGCCUGUGUACACACUAUUUAUAAAAAUACAUGGUCUUAGUGUUGUUCAACUACUUCAUACAUAGUGAGGAGCAAUGGUCAAAAAUAUCUGCUGUAUGUAAUGAGAAAAUAUUUAUAUAAGCGAUAUGGUUAAUUCAGUACACAUUUUUUGUAUAAUACAUUAAAGGUUUUAAAAGACAAUGUAUUUUCUUAAUGAUAUCAAAUUGUUGAACAAAACUAAAAUAAUGUAAUGGCAUCUUUAUUGUAUUCCCUAAUUCAGUUGUCAUUGAAAGGAAAGAAAGAAAUAUAUGAAGGAAUAUUGAAUUUUUUUCUGACAAUGUGUGCAAUUUAGCAUAUAUACUCCAUACUAAACUUUCAAAAAAGUGUUUCAAUAAAGAAUGCUUACUGUCUGUGAUUGCAGAUUGUCGUUCAUUAUGAUUGUCUCUGCAUGCUAUGUACCUUAUAUUUCAAUCAAUAUUUAUGUAGCAUUAUAAAUAUGAGUUUUGUUUAUGAUGUCAUUUGUAUAGCCAGUUGCCUUCUAAUCUUAUUAAAUAACUUCUUGUUGUAAAUUAAUUUUUAUUGUAAGAGUUUUUUUUUAUUGAUUUAUAUCUAAGAAUUGUUUUAUACACCCACAUUUAAAUUUGGUCAUCAGCCCAGUCUGUCCAUUAUGGUUCGAUUCUUACAUAGUGUAUAAGUUCAUGAGACAAAGAAGCCUUUGGAUUAUUCCUGCCAAAAUUAUGGCCUUUGAUCUCUUUGAAAAAUCUAGAGACCAAAUAUAUCAUCGGAUUGAGUAUAUAUAUGUAAAUGCUUUCAUUAAUGACAAAAGAAAAAAUAUGUGACAACCCUUGUGGAGUGCUCGGAUGACUUAACUGCUGUGGACGUAUGUUUUGUUACCUGGCAACCCAUCUUUCAUUAUAAUUGCAUACAAAAAAUAUAUGAAUUGAACAUUAAAUCUUAGAUUAGUUUGUUGGGGCAAUUAAUGAACAACCGCAGAUCACAUUUUGGCCGAUAUACAAGCAGUAGUGUUGUACUUACAUGAUAGACAUGUUAAAAGGAAAAUACUGUUCAAGAAAUGUGUUGUACAUAUAGUGAUUUAUGGUGAGGUGCCUCUAUAACGGCAGACAAUAUUCUUGCUCAAAUGACCUUUAUAAAAUAGUAAAUAUAUUGAGAAAGAUACAUUUUAUUGCCAAAUGAUUUUUUUGUUGUUUUUUUGUGUAAACUGUUAUUAAAUUUAUGUGAUUAUGUAAGCCUUAAUCCUUUAAACUUUUGUUAUCUUCGUUGUCUAUGAAAAUUGGAUCUAAAUUUUGUAUAUUUGGUAUUUCAUAUUUUGAAUUUAAUAAUCAGCAAAUACUGUUUUAAUAAAAAAAAGAUUAUCGGGUGGGUGAAGAUAUGGUUAAUAUAAAUAUUAGGUGAAACUCGGUUUAAUAUAAAUAUUAGGUGAAACUUUGAUUAAGUAAAGCUUGGUUUCUUCCAAGAUUUUUACCCAAUAAGUAGAAAAUGAUAACGCUUAACAGUUAUGUCAUGUAUAGUGAAUAGUGAAAUAAAUUCUUAACAGUGUAUAAGAAAGUUAAUAAUUGUUCAAGCAUAAACUGGUUUGUUCUUCUUUUUUUUAAUUAAUUGUCCCCCGCCUUUCGAAGAAAGCAGGGGACUAUUAAAAUGGGUUCGUCCGUCUGUCUGUCUGUCUGUCUGUCUGUCUGUCCGUCUGUCUGUCCGUCACACUUUUUGGGACACAAUAACUCUCUUCCUAAUUGAGCUAGAAUGUUCAAACUUGGUGUAUGUGUUUAUUAGGUCAAUGCCUUGAUGGAGUUCAAAGAUGAGCAUUUUCCGCUUAGGGUAAGCAGAGAUAAGCAAUUUGAUUGGUUGAUGCUUUGGGACACGAUAACUCUCUUCCUAAUUGGGCUAGAAUGUUCAAACUUGGUGUAUGUGUUGAUUAGGUCAAUGCCUUGAUGGAGUUCGAAGAUGAGCAUUUUCCGCUUAGGGUAAGCAGAGAUAAGCAAUUUGAUUGGUUGAUGCUUUGGGACACGAUAACUUUUAAUUGAGCUAGAAUGUUCAAACUUGGUGUAUGUGUUUAUUAGGUCAAUGCCUUGAUGGAGUUCGAAGAUGAGCAUUUUCCGCUUAGGGUAAGCAGAGAUAAGCAAUUUGAUUGGUUGAUACUUUGGGGCACGAUAACUCUCUUCCUAAUUGAGCUAGAAUGUUCAAACUUGGUGUAUGUGUUGAUUAGGUCAAUGCCUUGAUAGAGUUUGAAGAUGAGCAUUUUCCGCUUAGGGUAAGCAGAGAUAAGCAAUUUGAUUGGUUGAUGCUUUGGGACACGAUAACUUUAGUUCUAAUUAAGUGAGAUUGAUGAAACUUGGUGUAUAGAUUUAUUAUAUGAAUACCUUAACUAAGUUCGAUAAUGAACAUUUUUUGCUGAGGGUAAGCAGAGUGAUAAGCAAUUUGAUUGGUAGAAACUUUGGAACACAAUAACUCUCCUUCUAAUUGAGGUAGAAUGUUCAAACUUGGCAUAGGUGUCUAUUAGGUGAAUGAUUAAACUUGAUGUAUAUGUAGAUGUUCAUUAGGUGAAUGUCUUGACUGAGUUCAAUAAUUAACAUUUCGAGCUGAAGCUAAGCAGAGCUAAUCGAUUUCAUUUGUCGAUGGUUUGGGACAAGAUAAUCUUGAUUCUAUCUGAUAGAGAGUGAUGAAACUUAGUGAAAAAAAUAAAUGUGCGAUUAAUUAAUAUGUGUCAUCUAUUUAUUUUGAAAUUUCGGCUGGGGACAUCAGCCUCACUGUUGGCUUGUUAGAUUUAAAAAAUUAAUGAUCAUCAUCAUUAAGCUAGGAGUUUCCAAUAUACGCAAAUUUUAAAAUUUAAAUAUCAUGCUAAGUAAGGGAGGGGGAGGUGCAGAAUUCAUAAAGUAGUGAUAUGUGGUAAUUAUUUGGAAAAAUUGCAUGUAUGGUAAUGGGUAUAAUUUAUAUUUAUCGGACAGCUGAGAAGUGAUUUUAUUUCAGUUCUUCUGUUCUCCAACAUACAGAUCAUUUUCUGAUAUUCAACACUAAGUUAUGUAAAUAGAUAUCUAUAUAUGUUUAGUAGCGUGAGCUAUUAUGUCUUAUGAAAUUGUAAAUAAACUUGUAAAUAUAUUCAGUCUUAGUUCUAAGAUGGAAGUUAUGAGUGCAAAAAAAAAUUAAAAUAUUCUGUGCGAUUUCAUAUAUUCAUUGUACAUGUCUUGUUUUAUUAUUAAAAGGAAGUUGUUAACAUCAAAAUGAUGUGCUCUUUAAUUGGUAUGGUAUAUAGCAGCUUUAUGCACAAAGCAUGAUUGAGGUAGAGAUGUAUUUAUAUCAUUCUUACUUUGUUAAAAGAACAUCAUGUCAGUGUUCGUGUGAAUAUUGCCAAUAUGUCCUACACUAAUGAGGAUUUAUAUUAUCAAAUACAUUUGAUAUACUCAAUCAGUUAAAGCAAGUGAGCUAAAUUCUGUUUGAUCUUUGGGUUUCUUGACUUAAAAAAUGGAUACACUAUGCCAGACAUCAAAGUAUAUGUUAAACAAGAUAAUCUUUUGUAAAUCUAGAAACAAACUAUAAUUGUAAAAUCAUUGAAAUACAUAAUCGAAAAUGUAGGGUAGACACAGAAUGUUUAGUAGGUGAGACAACAUCCAUUAUAGAAAUAUUGAGGAGAGAAUCAUCCAUAUGAAAUAAGAAAUUGUUUUAAUAAUGUUAAACAGUUAAUUGUUUUUUUUAUACGCCCACAUUUUCAUGUGGUUGUAUUAGGUCAUUGUCCCUGUCCGUUUCUAUCCGAUUUUGACAAAACUUGAAAUAUCAGUUUAUAUCCCAAAGAUUUUGGUUCCUUUCGAUAUUAUGACACAUAUUGUAAAGUAACUUAAUAAAUAUUGCCCCUAAUUAUAUGAAAAAUCAUGAUUUCAGCUUGUGGACCUCUAGAGGUCACAAUUGUUAUCUGUUUUUGGUGAAACUUAAAAUGUAUGUUUAUAACCCAAAGAUAUCAGACCUUAACUUCCUGGAUUAUGGUCGCUGAUUGUACGGAAAAUCAUGUUUUUAGUGUCAAAAAUUUUAUUUAAUUUGUAAAACCGUUCAAUAUAUAUAUCAUCAAUAUAUAUAUCAUCGUUACACCAUAUUUACAGUUGAGUUUGAAUUUCGUGAAAAUCAUACCGAAACUGUCUAACAAUAUGGCCGCUCUCCUGUACGCAAAUAAUGUAAAAGUAUGUAAUACUAGGGUUGUGGACCCAAUAGAGGUCACAAUUUUGAUCAAAUUUUAAUGAAACUUGAAAUAUAUGUUUAUAUCCCAAAGAUUUUGGUUUCGAUAUUAGCACAUAUCCAACCGUAAUUUCCUGGAUUAUGGUCCCUGAUUGUAUGAAAAAUAGCCUUUUUAACUUGUGGAUCCUUUAAAGAUAACAAUAUUUAUUUGAUUUUAUAAAACAUGCAUUUAUAUCGCCAUUACACCAAAUUUACAGGCGAGUUUAAAUUUCGUGAAAAUCAGACGGAAACUGUUCGACAAUGUAAAAGCAUGUAAUACCAAGGUAUUGGACCUUCCAGAGGUUACAGUUUUUAUCUGAUUUUGAUAAAACUUAAAGAUCCAUUAUGUAAGAUUAACAAGUAACGUUGCUAUGAUAAUUAACAAUCUGCACUACAUCUUUCAACACCUACAAUUUCAUUCAGAAUAAAGUAAUUUGAAUGAAAUUUUCAAUAUGUUAAUUUUUCAUUAUCUGUUUUUAAACUAUUAUAGCAAGACCGCCCAGCUGUUUAUCUAAACCUUGCAUUAUGCAUCUUUAAAAACUAUGGUUAUAUUCCAAAGAUCUUGGUUUCUUCUGAUAUUGGCAUGUAUUGGACCAGAUCUUCAUUGAUUAUGGCCCCUGUUUGUUUACGAAUAAUUACAUUUUUUAGCUAGUGGACACUCUAAGAGGUCACAAUUCUUGUCUGAUUUUGAUGAAACUUAAAACGUAUGUUUAUAUCCCAAAGAUCUCGCUUCCGAUCGAUAUUGAUGCAUGUUAGGUCGUAACUUGCUGGAUUAUAUCCCCUGAUUGUACAAAAAACGCUAUUUUAGCUUGGUCACUGUCCAUCUCUUGCAAAAUGUGGACGUAUCUUGCAUGGCAAUCGCUUGUUUACAUCUAUCUUAUCUUGGUGUUCGAUCCAGGCUACACAUAUUUAUAACCCUCUUGUUUGGAAAGGUGGCUUUUGUAACUUUUAAAUGUACAAUGUAUAUGUUUUUAAACUGAUAUUCAAUUGUGGAAAAUGUUUGAAUGUUAAAUUUCAUGAUACAGUCUAGUUGUAUGGUAAUAUUCUGACAGGUACUGUACCCAUAGAUGUCUCUAUCAGCAAUAUCUAAAUGUAAUCCUUUGCUGGAUGUUCUUUUGAGCUAAUAAAAUUCAUAUAAUAAAUUG
Messenger RNA from Patella vulgata (common limpet), 6991 nucleotides. RefSeq names its product hippocampus abundant transcript 1 protein. Lineage: Eukaryota; Metazoa; Mollusca; Gastropoda; Patellidae. Gene Ontology annotation, biological process: transmembrane transport. Gene Ontology annotation, molecular function: transmembrane transporter activity. Gene Ontology annotation, cellular component: membrane. The record is from RefSeq and is a predicted model, not a curated record. Bases 71 to 1582 code for a protein of 503 amino acids. The transcript has 13 exons.